Molecule: messenger RNA, 5260 nt
Organism: Myodes glareolus (Bank vole)
Lineage: Eukaryota; Metazoa; Chordata; Mammalia; Rodentia; Cricetidae
Source: RefSeq, a predicted model, not a curated record
GGACUGUAAACCCACGAAGUCACGGGCUAGGUGGAAGCAAAUCUGCAAGCUCCUUGAGGAGGCGGGCCCGCUGGCCCAGGCUUGGGGAGGCAACUGAGCUUCGGUUCCUACCUGUGGCUGUAGGACCCCACCAGAGACUUGCUUGGUUUGGAACGACCUGGUGCAUGGGGAGGCGGGCUGGGGGCUGGAGGAGAGCCACUGUGAACGGGGGCCUGCUCACUUAGCCAGUUGUGGGGACCUGCUUCCUGGGUUAGAGUUGAGAUGGGGGUUGAAUAUCUGUGUGUCAAGAAGUGCCUCACGAGGCUCCAGUCAUUGAGAUCCAAACUUGUGGGAGAGCAUCUGGGUGGCCAGGGUGUCUGUAUGCCAGAGACCUUAGGCUGCUCUCAAAGAGGCACGGGUGGUGAUCCAAUUGGGUGGGGUCCGGGCUUCUCCGAGGUUGGAGGAGCUAGCUAGCUAUGGAGUAAGUCUGACCCGUGGAGAAAGGGGAAGGCAGGAACUCAGGCUGCUGUGAGCAGAUGGAGCCAGGGAAAGUGAAAAACUUCACCGGAGACAGUGGGCAGGGUACGGUUUUAGGUUUCGGUGGGACAGAGAUUGUAAAUUAAUUAUUCCCAUGAUGAGUACCUAAAGGGGUGGCACAUCUGUGGAAAGCAAAGCUGGGGCAGAGACCAGGACGUCAGUGGCCAUGGCCAUCACCCCUAGCCAUUCCAGGAGAAAGCCGCCUCCUUAUUCCACAGCCUUUUCCUGGUCCCCUCUCCUUGAAGUCAUCUCACCAGUAUAGGGUGGGGCAGCCCUUUGGGUGCCGUUUCUGACCAGACCAUGGGCCCCGGUUGAGUGGCCCAGAAAAGUUUGGAAGAAAUGUCUGUAGCCCCAGCCUGCUGACAGUCCUGUUGAAGCUCAUGGCUCCCCACCUAACCACCCCCACCCAAGAAGAGAAUUGUGUCCAUCAGACAAAAAAAAAAAAAAAAAUCGAGGUCAUUGUGAGAUCUGGGGAAUUCUCUGAGUUUCCACUCGGCACACCCUGUCCUGGUCCCCCGUGACUGACAGAUCAUACCUAUUAGACAACAAUCGGGACUAUCAGCCAGGAUGAGCUUGAAGAGUGUGAGCCAUGAGGCUGAGAGCCAGGAGUCAGCCACAGGUAGGGUUAAGGGGCUGUCUACAGAUAGUGUAGCGAUUGCUUUAGGGCCUGGAUUUGGCAUGCAGUUUCCAGACGGAAAUUCAGACAUUACCACCCCGUAACUGGAAGUCCCUGGGAUGGGGGUCUGCAUCCAUCUGUCUCCAUCUCUGCACUCUGCCGGGCCCUAGCUGUUGGGAACUGACUUAUCCCAAACUCCUUAGUCAGCAUUCUCCUCAAAUGUUCUUUAGGUACACAUGCACAGCAUGGUGGGAAGGUCUGGAAGACACAUCGGCCACCUGUAUGUCCCUGCACAGCUGCUGACCCCUUUGCUCCAUCUCUUAGGAGUCUGUGGAGACUCCGUCAUCAUGGCUUGUUUCAGUUCCUAUCACCUUCAGAAAGAACUCAGGAUAGGUACAAUGACAUUCUCAGUAAGACCCAGGACUGAAGUCAAACCCACGUGGAGAAGCAAAGAGCCCUGUCCACACACACCCAGCUCCCUGCUUUUCCCAGCACUUUCCACAACCGGACUUGGUCCUCACAAGCCCAGGAUCACCCAUUUCACUGAGGUACAGAGAGGUGACACCCUCUUCUACAGUACCAUAGUGGGCCUAGGGGGAGGUAGAAGCAUCUGCUUGUGGCAUGGGACUAAGCCUUAGAGCGACAACUCAAGUCUUUUUCUCUUGGAAGUUCAAGGUUAUUUUCUGCCAUCCAACAAGCUUGGCCCAGAAAAUCCAUCCAUCCAUCCAUUCAUUCAUUCAUCCAUCCAAGUGGUUCUAGCACUAACUCAAGCCUAUGGCAGAGAAAUGCUCACUAUGUAUUGUAGUGGGCUUCGAUACAGUGGCAUGCCAGUAGGUACAGCCAGUUCUCUAAGAAAGAGAAAAGCCUGAUUUGUAGUUUUUGCCCAUUUCUGCAGUGUAAAUACUCCUAGGCACGGCUGUUUUCAGGCUAACAUCGCUAUGUGCAUGGACGUAGAGUUAAGAGACAGUGUCCGCUCUGUAGAGUUUACCCCUUUUUCUCUGAGCUAGGCUUCUAUCCUGAUUCCCAGGGUUCUUAGUGGUUCUCUCUAUUUGCUUUGCCCUUUUUCAACGUUAUCCCUAGUUUCAGCCAGCCCUCAUCCUUUCCCAAUUCUGAUACCUGCUACAGCCAACUGUGUCUCUCCAGUGUUGUGGAAGCAAGACCCUAUGUGUCUAGAAAUCUCCAUGAUGCUGGCCACACGGGGGAACCCUGGAUGUCCAAGAGCCUGGCUAUCUUUCCCUGAUGCUGGCUCCAGAGAUUGCAAGGAUGCUGACUGUUCCGGAAAUGGGCCUGCAAGGGCUGUAUAUCAGCUCUAGCCCAGAGAGAUCCCCAGUACCCAGCCCACCCGGCUCCCCGAGGACCCAGGAGAGCUGUGGCAUUGCCCCCCUCACCCCUUCACAGUCCCCAAAGCCGGAGUCCCGAGCUCCACAGCAGGCCUCCUUCUCUGUGGUCGUAGCCAUCGACUUCGGGACCACAUCCAGUGGCUAUGCCUUCAGCUUUUCCAGUGACCCUGAGGCCAUCCACAUGAUGAGGAAAUGGGAGGGGGGAGACCCAGGCGUGGCCCACCAGAAGACCCCGACUUGUCUGCUGCUGACCCCAGAGGGUGUCUUUCACAGUUUUGGUUACACUGCCCGUGACUACUACCACGACCUAGACCCGGAGGAGGCUCGGGACUGGCUCUACUUUGAGAAGUUUAAGAUGAAGAUCCACAGUGCAACUGAUCUUACCUUGAAGACAGAGCUAGAGGCCGUGAAUGGGAAGAAGAUGCUGGCCCUGGAGGUGUUCGCCCAUGCCCUCCGCUUCUUCAAGGAGCACGCUCUUCAGGAGUUGAGAGAGCAGAGCCCCUGCAUGCUCGAGAAGGACACUGUGCGCUGGGUGCUGACAGUGCCUGCCAUCUGGAAACAGCCAGCUAAGCAGUUCAUGAGGGAGGCUGCCUACCUGGCUGGCCUGGUGUCUCGAGAGAAUGCAGAGAAACUCCUCAUUGCUCUGGAGCCUGAGGCUGCCUCUGUCUACUGCCGAAAACUUCGCCUGCACCAGCUCAUGGACCUGAGUAGCCGGACUGUAGGCGGUGGGCGCCUGGGUGAGCGCAGGUCCAUUGACUCCAGCUUUCGACACGCCCGGGAGCAGCUGCGGAGGUCCCGCCACAGCCGAACGUUCCUGGUGGAGUCUGGUGUAGGAGAACUGUGGGCAGAGAUGCAAGAAGGAGACCGCUACAUGGUGGCAGACUGUGGAGGUGGUACUGUGGACCUGACCGUACACCAGCUGGAGCAGCCUCAUGGCACUCUCAAGGAGCUCUACAAGGCUUCUGGCGGCCCUUAUGGCGCAGUAGGGGUGGACCUGGCCUUUGAGCAGCUGCUCUGCCGCAUAUUCGGAGAGGACUUCAUCGCCAAAUUCAAAAGGCAACGGCCAGCAGCCUGGGUGGAUCUAACCAUUGCCUUCGAGGCCCGCAAGCGCACUGCAGGCCCACACCGUGCGGGAGCACUCAACAUUUCGCUUCCCUUCUCUUUCAUUGACUUCUACCGCAAACAACGAGGCCACAACGUGGAGACAGCCCUGCGCAGGAGCAGUGUGAACUUUGUGAAGUGGUCCUCACAGGGGAUGCUCCGGAUGUCCUGUGAGGCUAUGAAUGAGCUGUUCCAGCCCACAGUCAGUGGGAUCAUCCAACACAUAGAGACGUUGCUGGCUAGGCCUGAGGUACAGGGCGUGAAGUUGCUAUUCCUGGUGGGCGGCUUUGCAGAGUCGGCUGUGCUGCAGCAUGCGGUACAGACAGCACUGGGCACCCGUGGCCUGCGCGUUGUGGUCCCGCACGACGUGGGUCUCACCAUCCUCAAGGGAGCAGUGCUCUUUGGCCAGGCGCCCGGUGUGGUGCGGGUGCGCCGCUCCCCUCUCACUUACGGCGUGGGCGUGCUCAACCGUUUUGUGCCUGGUCACCACCCACCUGAGAAACUGCUGGUUCGGGAUGGGCGCCGCUGGUGCACUGAUGUCUUUGAGCGCUUCGUCGCAGCAGAGCAGUCGGUGGCCCUGGGAGAGGAGGUGAGGCGCAGCUACUGCCCUGCGCGCCCCGGCCAGCGGCGUGUGCUCAUCAAUCUGUACUGCUGCGCUGCGGAGGACGCACGCUUCAUCACUGACCCUGGCGUGCGCAAGUGUGGCGCACUCAGCCUGGAGCUUGAACCUGAAGGCUGCCCGGAAAACACAGGCACGUCCCCCAACCGCCGUGAGAUCCGUGCUGCCAUGCAGUUUGGUGACACCGAGAUUAAGGUCACUGCUGUAGAUGUUAGCACUAAUCGUUCUGUACGGGCGGCCAUCGACUUUCUUUCCAAUUAAGGGUGCCCCUUUUGGUGGGGACAGAAGAACAUGCUAGUUUUCACAGUGGCGCCCCUUUCUCCCCACCCUGAGAGAAAUGUGGUAACAUGGAGACUCAACUCGCGUUGGGAUUGGGCCUUGGUCUACUGAUUGGAACACUAAAAGAACGCCAAGAGGUGAGGUGGUAUAAGAGACUUCGAAGGUUAGAGGGUGAGCCUGGCUUAUAAGUGUAUGACCACGAAGAUAGACUACAACAGGGGACUAAACACUGGCCUGAACUUGAGGGUUGAGGGGAAGGUUAAGUAAAAUUGCUGAGGAGCCGCGCGAGGUGCAGAACCUGGGCCUGAAGGUUAGAGUUCGCUAACUGUUGAAACUAUGGAGUUCUAGCCACAGGAAGCCAGAGAGCAGUUUCAUGCAGGGGUGAGGGUUUAAGUCUAUGCUAAAGGGUCGGAUGUAGUAGGAGCUGGCUGUGUGACUGUUAAUUGCAGAGCAGUGGCUGACGGGAGGAGGGUGCAUUGUUACAGUGAAGGCAGUUUGGAGGGGAUGUGAACAUAGCAUGCUCAGAGGGACCCCUGGGCAGCCUAGAAAUGACUCAUUUGCCACCAACCCAGCCACAGAAGGACAGAGUUCACUGGGGGGAGGAGGAGGGGGUGCCUCAGCUCUGCCACUUCAUCACUAUAGUAUACCAUUAGGAAAUCUGAUCAACUAUGGGCCUCAGUUUCUCCAAGUGUGAAAUGUCAGACACUUCCAGCCAACCAUGGCAUAGGACACCCCUACCUGCCUGAGAACUUACCCUAGGUGAAAAUAAAGCAUCUGUGGUCAAGAAAA